AUGCUCAACAAGCCCUUUAAGUCGCCACUGCUGGCUAGAAGGCCCGCCAAUGUCCAGGAUCUGCGGCAUACCUCUCCUAAUGCCUCGGAACCGCCCCCAAAGAAGCGACGCGUCUCGCGCGAGAACGAUGCAGAGCCGCCGACCGCGCCACCGAAGGCAGUACACGUAUCAGCUGUCCCACGAAAGCCUCUAGUGCAGGUUGUGAAUCCUGCUGCAUCCGCAUUAUCCAGGCAGGCCGACGAAAAUGGCGUGGAGGGAUAUUAUACUGUCCUGUGGCGCAAGUUCACGACCAAGAAGAACAAGACUUGGGACGGCGACGGUGUGCUGUCGGUAUCUGGAGGCUAUGCAUAUCUCCAGGACAUCUCCGGCCGUGAUAUGGGCAGGACAAUGAUGAACAAGCCGCUGUUGCCGGGUUCCACACUUUCAGUUGGAGGCAAAGACAUUGAGGUUGACUCGGUCAUUUCAAAGCAGGACUUUCUCGCAGGACUUCCAUUUCUAGGGCCGGUACCGGCGCCGAAGGCUCAGGUUCAAGAAGUGGUUGAGAAGAAACCGGCACUGAGCAUGAAAGCUCAGACAAAACAAGAGAAAGUUGAAGCAAAGCAGGUUAAGAAUUUGAAUGUCGCGGCGCCAAAGACACAGGCUACCACAAACCAGUUCAAGAAUCCGCUCCUUUCCACCACGACCCUGCCGAAAACCAUUAAAACCUCGACACCGCAGCCUCGGCACGAUCCCAAUGCUCCUGGCGCUUUGGUGAUGAAGCGGCCUCUUCCCAUGGACGUUCCUAAGGGGAAACAAGUUGUGGACGUCGUGAUCGAUCCGAUUCUUGGGAAGCAUCUCCGCGAACAUCAGCGGGAAGGCGUACAAUUCUUGUACGAAUGUGUCAUGGGACUGCGGUCAUUCGAGGGGAGAGGAGCCUUCCUAGCAGACGACAUGGGGCUCGGCAAGUCGUUGCAAACAAUCACCCUCCUUUGGACUCUGCUCAAGCAAAACCCGAUCUAUGAAGAGGGGCCUGUGGUCAAGAAGGCGUUGAUCGUAUGUCCAGCAACUGUUGUCGGCAACUGGAGAAGAGAGUUCCGCAAGUGGCUGGGCAACGAGAGAAUUGGCGUCUUUGUGGUGGAAGACAAGAAACAGCGCCUGACGGACUUUACAAAAGGCAGGGCCUACAACGUCAUGGUCAUUGGAUAUGAGAGGUUCCGGGAGGCAUACGCGGAAAUCAAGAAAGGCUGCAACGUCGAUAUCAUCAUCGCUGAUGAGGGACACAAGAUCAAGGGAGCAAAGAACAAGGCGGCUGCGGCUAUAAGGGCACUGGAAACCGACCGAAUCGUCAUGCUCUCGGGUACGCCUUUGUCGAACGAUUUGUUGGAAUUCUAUUCUGUUGUCGACCUGGUCAACCCUGGGAUUCUUGGAAAGCUCUCCACAUUUAGGAGAGAAUUCGAAGGGCCAAUCGUCAGAGGUCGCCAACCGGAAGCGACUGCGAAAGACAGGGAGAAAGGCGAGGCUCGGGACGAGGAGAUGAAGAACAUCACGAAGCAAUUCAUGCUUCGCCGAGAAGCGAGGAUUUUGGCCAAAUACCUUCCGUCGAAAUCCGAACAUGUAUUGUUCUGUCGGCCGACAUCUGCUCAAUCGGAGGUUUACCGCGUCGUUCUAUCGUCGCCCGCCUUUGGUGCUGCGAUGGGAAGCAAUGAGAAUGCCCUCCAGCUCAUCAACGUUCUCAAGCAAGUGUGCAACAGCCCAAGGCUUUUGUUGCCUUCAAACAACGAUGAGCUUCCCAAGGCAAACUCUCUCAUGUCCUCCAUUUUGGAGUCUAUCCCGCCGAAGCUCCUUAAGAGCCCAGGAGCCAGCGGCAAACUCCAAGUUCUCGACAGUCUGCUGCAUCGGAUCCGGAGCACGACCGACGAGAAAGUCGUCAUUGUCUCACAUUACACGUCUACCCUUAAUGUACUCGAGAGCCUUCUCGCCUCAUUGUCUUACUCGUUCCUGCGGGUCGACGGCUCGACGCCCACUAACAAACGCACGGAAUUGAUUUCGAAGUUUAACAGGACCGAUGCUAAAGUAUCGUUCAUCUUUCUUCUUUCCGCAAAGGCUGGUGGGAUGGGCAUCAACUUGAUUGGCGCGUCCCGAUUGAUUCUCUACGACAUUGACUGGAACCCAGCUCAUGAUCUUCAAGCCAUGGCUCGCAUCCAUCGCGAUGGUCAGGCGAGGCCAUGCAAGAUCUACCGGUUUCUCACGAUGGGCGCUUUGGAUGAGAAGAUCUACCAGCGUCAGCUCACCAAGCAAGGUCUCGCCGACAGUGUUAUUGACAACAAGUCUUCUUCGUCCAGCUUCACUCGCGAGGAGCUCCGCGACCUCUUCACUCUGGACGAGAGCAACGACUGCCAAACGCACAAGCUGGUUAGCUGUCCGUGCGGUGGGCGCGGCAAUGGCGGAGGCAUCGUCACUGCGGAGGAUGUCACUGAGGUGAAAGAGGCAGCCGCAGAAGAGACGGACGACGAGGAACUGCCGGAGCUACCCAUGCUGCUGAAGGCGAGCAAUGUGGACAUGGAGGCGCAAGAGAAGCGGAUCAAGGACGGCAAAGGCAAGAACCAAGGCAAGGCCAAGAUGCUGGCAUUGAUGCAGUAUGCGCACAUUGAUGUGGCUCUGCUCGGCCAAGGCACUUCUGCCGAGUCCCCACCAGCAACAACGGAUGACGAGGAAGAAGCCGCCACCGAUCAUGUAUCAGCGGCGGACUUGGAAGCGAUGAUCGAUGACGAGCCGCUGCUCGACGUGCUCAGGGAAGAAGGGUCACGCGUCAAAUUUGUCUUUUCCAAAACGAGCUCUUGAGGACUCUCACACGAUGAUCUUACCUACGUAAUGGACAGCUUGUCCGCCGGCAAAAUCGCAUUUCUCCGGCGUAGUUGGUAGUCACAGUGGACGAUGAUAUUUGGGACCCGCAGGCCGGACUUGUGUUUGUUUGUUAGUUUUGUGUUUUGUUUUCCAAGGAUCAAUUCAAGACUAUGAGAC
Messenger RNA from Aplosporella prunicola CBS 121167, 3000 nucleotides. RefSeq lists its product as uncharacterized. The record is from RefSeq and is a predicted model, not a curated record. Gene Ontology annotation, cellular component: nucleus. NCBI's taxonomy places the organism in Eukaryota, Fungi, Ascomycota, Dothideomycetes, Botryosphaeriales, Aplosporellaceae. Gene Ontology annotation, molecular function: DNA translocase activity; ATP-dependent chromatin remodeler activity; ATP binding. Gene Ontology annotation, biological process: reciprocal meiotic recombination; double-strand break repair via homologous recombination. Bases 1 to 2820 code for a protein of 939 amino acids. The transcript is spliced from 2 exons.